AUGCGGUAUGGAGAUCGCAUGUGCAUGUUUUGUCCAUUAGGAGAGGAACAACAAAUGCGGUUAUUUGGAUGCAUCUACGACAUCGUAGGUACGGUGACUAGGCGCAGAUGCGGUCCUGGAACUUUACGUGACUUUUUGCAGGUGCACACCUGGGACCGCAGAUUUCUCAAUACGUCUUCUACAUCACUGCGUGGAAUACUUGAGACCAACAAGUUGGUAGGACCAAACUUUGAUGAUUGGUACGUAAAUUUGAGAAUUGUUCUCAUGCAUGAAAAGCUUAUUGAUGUGAUCGAUAAACAUGCCAAGGAAGUCCCAGAUGAGGAUGAUGAUGAUGAUGCUACCAAGAUUUAUCAGAAAUACUUGGAAGAAUGUCUUACUACCAAAUGCAUCAUUCUCGCUUCUAUGAGUUCUGAACUACAGAAGAAACAUCAGAAUAUCGAUCUAACUGCAAUCCUUGAACAUCUUAAGAAGAUAUUUGAUACACAAAGUAGGACAGCUAGAUACCAGCUAUCUAAGGAUUUAUUUGUAUCCAAAUUGACUGGAAACUCUCUAGUUGGACACUAUGUCAAUCAUAUGAUUAAUCUUAUUGAAGAACUUGAGAAGUUGGGGUGCAAACUGGGUAAAGAGAUUUCUCAAGAUUUGAUCUUACAACCACUAUCAGAAUCCUUUUCACAAUUUGUUAUUAAUUUCAAUAUGCAUAAAAUGGAUUGUGAUCUUCAUGAGAUGCUUAACAUACUGAUUGAUUAUGAGAAUCAAAUUGCAUCUGAGAAGAAGUAA
Molecule: messenger RNA, 777 nt
Organism: Nicotiana tabacum (common tobacco)
Lineage: Eukaryota; Viridiplantae; Streptophyta; Magnoliopsida; Solanales; Solanaceae
Source: RefSeq, a predicted model, not a curated record